Messenger RNA from Acromyrmex echinatior (Panamanian leafcutter ant), 1814 nucleotides. Its product is annotated as neo-calmodulin. Gene Ontology annotation, molecular function: calcium ion binding. The record is from RefSeq and is a predicted model, not a curated record. Gene Ontology annotation, cellular component: myosin II complex. Lineage: Eukaryota; Metazoa; Arthropoda; Insecta; Hymenoptera; Formicidae.
GUAGAGGAAGAGCGCGCGGAAAGGAAAGAGAAGCAGACAGAUACGAUCGGCGCGAAGAUUUAGUCAACAACGCGCGACCACCUGUAGUUGUAGCUUCCAGCCAUCCCUGAGAGCUACCCUUCUCUCUCUCUCUCUCUCUCUCUCUUUCUCUUUUUCUCUCUCUGUCUCUCUGUGUCUCUCUCUCUCUCUCACUCCGCGUCGCGCACUCCGCAACUUUGUCCGUCCCAUCGUGAUAGCCACGAGAGUCUCAGUUCGCCAGUUCCGGGUUGCUAACUCUAGCUGACAUCCGGGUCAGAUAGAACUGCCGGACGGACCGCGGGGGAGUCACCGACGAUCUCGCGCCGCGACAAACGGCGGAAACGGAACGCGGGAGAACAGCUUCGGCUCCGUCCGAGAGCUGCGUGGAAGGCAACGACGCUGGCGGAGGCAGGUGACCCCGGACACCAUCCCGAUUUACAUCUCGUAGCAAGCUGCCAGGAUUACCACCAAAAUGAAGACAUCUUCGUUCUCUCUUCGCGUGAUGCGUCGGGCACGCAACAAACCAGCGGAUGGCGUGGGUCAUGUAAACCAAAAAGGUGCUUCCGGUCAGAAAGCGCCAACAGCUGGUCAGAAGGUUGCACCGGGUGCUAAGGUCGCAGCGAAACCGGCCCAGAAGCCGACAGCCCAGAAAGGUCAAGUGAAAGUAACACCCAAGGCGGCCUCCGUGAAGACCGGCAAAAACAAAAAGAAGGGACAACGUCAACAAUAUGAUCUCAUCGUUACUAUUAAUCUGUCCGAAUAUGGACUCACAGAAGAUCAGGUAGCAGAAUUCAAAGAGGCAUUCAUGCUCUUCGACAAGGACGAAGAUGGCACGAUUACGAUGGCGGAAUUAGGGGUUGUCAUGCGGUCUCUCGGUCAAAGACCAUCAGAGACAGAACUGCGCGACAUGGUGAAUGAAGUGGAUCAAGACGGAAACGGUACCAUCGAGUUUAAUGAAUUCCUGCAGAUGAUGUCGAAGAAGAUGAAAAGCGCCGACGGAGAAGACGAACUUCGCGAGGCGUUCCGAGUGUUCGAUAAGAACAACGAUGGCUUAAUAUCUUCGAAGGAGUUGCGACAUGUAAUGACGAAUCUUGGUGAAAAAUUAUCUGAAGAGGAAGUCGACGAUAUGAUCAAGGAGGCUGAUCUAGAUGGCGAUGGAAUGGUCAACUACGAAGAAUUCGUGUCGAUCCUAAUGUCGAAAAAUUAGUUCGGAGAUCAAAAGAAGGAUAUAGAUUCGAAGAUAACGAAGGAUCCUUGACGGAAGCAAAAAUGAAUGGAUCCGCCACUCAAGUUCCUCGACUUCGUAGGAUUACAGCGAGAAAUCGUUUCAUGUCCCAUGAAACUAUAAUCGCAACCGUCGAGGGAAAAAAAUCAAAAGCUCGACGACUGAUCGACCGCGGCAUGUACGACAUUGUGAGAUCGCGAAAGCGAAUUGCACCAACAUACCAAAUUUACUCUAUAGCUAAGGCUUCGUGAGAAAGACCGGCGUGUUGAAGAUUUCGCGCGUAAGUAGCGCAGGUAGACGAUUGAGGAGGCAUCGGAAGUCUUUGGCUUCGAGCGGGAUGCGCGAUUCUCGCCGCGAAUAGUAAAGGUUUCGGCUUUAUGGCCGGAAAACUGAGAGGAGAGACUUUCUUCCGCGAAUUUUGCACAUACGUACACGCAUUAUAUACACAGGUACACCUCGCGCUCCUUCGGACUAAUCUUAUAGACGAAUACUUGAAAUUUUUAGAUAUAACGGAAACGUAACGUAAUGUUAAAAUAAAGAGAAUAUGUCCAACCGACGGGGGAGGGAGGCG